UUUGCAAAAUAUAUAUAUUAAACGAAAUUACUUCACAUCCCAAAACCAUACGUUCUAUAUUCUCCCUUGCGACGGUGACUUUGUAUUCAAACUUUCCUGUUUUUGAUCUCAAAUCUUGGGUUUACUCAUUUGGUGUGGCGUACAGUGGAUACAGCUUGGGUCUGUUUAAGUUAAACGGUUGUGGAAUUGGCAUAAACUUGAUUAGGAGGAUUGGCAUGGCAUCAAGGCGUAAUAUCCGUUAUAGUAAUCUUGACGUUGAUGAUGAUGACUACUACAAUAAUGGUGGGAGGGAGGAUCCUCGUUUCAACUAUUCAUUAAACCCCUCAAAUGAAAUUCCCUGGAAAUCUAUCGCACUAGCACUUUUCUUGCUCUCUAUUGGAAGUGGGCUUCUCUUUUUAGCCUUUUUCAUUUACACAGGACACAUGGGAGGGGAGCCAUACCAAGCAUAUGGCAUGCUCGGACUUGGGAUUCUUACCUUUCUCCCAGGUUUCUAUGAGACUCGUGUUGCCUACUACUCAUGGAGGGGUGCCCAGGGCUAUAGCUUCCGAUCCAUCCCUGAGUAUUGAUAGCUUUAAUGCCGGAAGACCUUGGAAUUUGUGUUGUUUCCACGCAUGGAUCUUGAUAGCAUUUUGUCAUAUAGGCUUUUACAGUUUUUGUUGUUCAGAGAAUCAUACAUAUACAUAUUGCUCUCGUUCUUUAGUUCUGUGUCAUGUAAGUUAAGCCUAGACCCUUAUUAGUUUUUCCCCUUCUGAAAGUAAAUCGUUGAGACAUUAGGAACAGAAGGAUGUAUACCAGAUUUAGUCACUCCAGGAUAAUGCUUUUCCUAUAUUCCGUGUUUGUUUUGCUUUUGAAGUAUAUUUCCGAUAUAUUUUUUUUG
Molecule: messenger RNA, 877 nt
Organism: Daucus carota subsp. sativus
Lineage: Eukaryota; Viridiplantae; Streptophyta; Magnoliopsida; Apiales; Apiaceae
Exons: 3
Coding region: 216-566 (116 amino acids)
Cellular component (GO): endomembrane system
Source: RefSeq, a predicted model, not a curated record